AUUUUUUAUGACUAAAAAUCACCCAGGUUCGUUCUUCGGUGGUUCCUUACAGGCACUGGACUAGUGGCAGAGAAUGUUUUACAGAUAUCAUGAUGAUUACCUCUCGCAAGGUGUCUUUGUCGGUGACGAUGAGACCCUUGCUAACGCUCUUUUCCUUCUUUUCCCAUCUCGUAUGGUCACGGUUGACCUCGAUGUUUGUGAAAGCUAUCGGUAUCCCCUUGCAAGUCCCUUGGAUCGGCAUCGCAUACGCAACGCGUGGGACAUGUGGAAUUGGUUGGAAUUCUGGAAUUUCAGGCAUGCCAAGGAGUCGUGUUUGACGCCGAGGUCCACGUCAAUGAUGGCUGUUUUAAAAGCACGAUUUGGGCAAGGCUGGACGCCGCCCAGGGCCACCUUGGUGAGCUAAGCUAAUGUGGGAUUUUCAAUGAACAACUUCUGUACUAUAUUUAUAUCAUCGACGUUCAUACCAGCACUCUCUUAUAAUACUAUUUCGGACAAGCAAACUUUGCGCUGCAUCAGCAUGCUCACUUUGUGACUUCGGCACUUUUUCGAAAUGAAUUUCAAGGAAUUUGCCGGCAGUAGGGAAGCUGCUUAACCUCGGA
Molecule: messenger RNA, 599 nt
Organism: Guyanagaster necrorhizus
Lineage: Eukaryota; Fungi; Basidiomycota; Agaricomycetes; Agaricales; Physalacriaceae
Exons: 2
Coding region: 74-403 (109 amino acids)
Source: RefSeq, a predicted model, not a curated record